AUGCUUACGUCAGCUGGCCUUCCGUUAAAGAAGUGGGCAUCCAAUUCCUCCGAAGUCCUUGCGCAAGUCCCGCAAGAAGAUCUCGCUCUACUACCACUGCAUGAUCUCCAGGACGAACAAUCCAUAUCCACCUUAGGACUCGUUUGGGAGCCGAAGUCCGAUAAGAUGCGCUUCAAGGUCCAGUUGCCGUUACCAGCACCCGUCGUGACCAAAAGGAAGGUCAUGUCCUACAUUGCGCAGAUCUUCGACCCACUAGGGCUAGUUGGCCCGACAAUCACCGUAGCGAAGCUGUUCAUGCAGCGCCUGUGGGCAUUGAAGACCGACGCAGGAGAUUCAUACGAGUGGGAUCGUCCGCUGCCUCCGCGUCUACAAGGCGAAUGGAAGGAGUUCCAUGGUACGCUAGAUGCAAUCUCCAAAAUCCGCAUUCCCAGAUUCGUGUCGCAGAUCAAGACCGAAACCAUCCAGCUCCACUUUUUCUCCGAUGCUUCAGAGAAGGCAUAUGGUGCAUGCUGCUACGUCCGUUCUGAGUCAGCUGCAGGGAUUCGUGUUCAGCUGCUAACGUCAAAAUCCAAGGUCGCACCGUUAGCCACCUGCCAAUCGAUUGCGCGCCUAGAGUUGUGUGCCGCUGUGUUGUCGGUUAGCCUAUAUGAGAAGGUGAUGAAGUCCCUUAAGACAUCGUGCGAAGUGUUCUUCGACGAUAGUCCUCUACUGGCUACAAUCGUGCCCGUCGCGCUGGAAAACCACGUUCCCGGAGAAUCCAACCCAGCAGACCUUAUAUCACGAGGUGUCAAUCCAACCGAUAUCGUGAACCUCGAGUUUUGGUGGAUAGGACCGCAAUGGUUAGGGGUUUUGCCACACCAUUGGCCACGCACUGUGCUGCCAGCGUUCGAUUUAUCCACAAUGCCAGAGAGCAAAAGCAAUGUCGCCGUGAUGUCUGUAACGGUAGCCGAACCAUCGUUUUCCGCUCGACUGUUCAGUCGCUACUCCAGCUUUACAAAGCUACGACGUUCCAUCGCGUAUUGGAUGCGAUAUUUCCGCUCUCUACGAGCUGCCGUGCAGAAAACCAAGCCAGAGCCGUUUGACUCGCUUUCAACGGCCGAUCCACGCGAGGGUGAUUUAGCCUUGUGUCGCGUAGCCCAACGGGAGAUGUUCUCCAAGGAGCUCUCUAAAAUAACCAGACGUGAACCCCUUCCCGCAUGGUUAAAGUGGUUGAAACCGACGAUGUAUAAAGAUGGCGUUAUUCGAGUCGGACCACAACUGACGCUAACUACACUGCGUCAGAAGUACUGGGUGAUUGGAGGACGCGACCUCGUUCGCCGCACGUACCAUCAGUGCCACACGUGUUUUCGCAGCAAGCCCCGUUUGAUCCAGCAAACCGUAGCAGACCUGCCGUCCUCGCGAGUCUCGCCAACCAGACCGUUCUCCGUAUGCGGUGUAGACUAUUGUGGACCUGUCUACAUUAAAUCGCUGAUACGCAACCGUGCACCUACGAAGGCAUACAUCGCGAUCUUCGUGUGUUUCUCCACCCGCGCUGUCCACAUCGAACUGGUCUCUGACCUAUCCAGCCAGCCUUUCUGGCUGCCCUCCGCCGUUUCGUCGCCCGCAGAAGAAGAAUGA
Topomyia yanbarensis is the source of this 1617-nucleotide messenger RNA. RefSeq lists its product as uncharacterized. The coding region runs from base 1 to 1617 and encodes 538 amino acids. Lineage: Eukaryota; Metazoa; Arthropoda; Insecta; Diptera; Culicidae. The record is from RefSeq and is a predicted model, not a curated record. The transcript has 3 exons. Gene Ontology annotation, molecular function: nucleic acid binding.